Megalobrama amblycephala (Wuchang bream) is the source of this 1676-nucleotide messenger RNA. RefSeq names its product carbonic anhydrase IX (gene ca9). The transcript is spliced from 11 exons. Gene Ontology annotation, cellular component: plasma membrane. Gene Ontology annotation, molecular function: zinc ion binding; carbonate dehydratase activity. The coding region runs from base 251 to 1399 and encodes 382 amino acids. Lineage: Eukaryota; Metazoa; Chordata; Actinopteri; Cypriniformes; Xenocyprididae. The record is from RefSeq and is a predicted model, not a curated record.
CAAGGAAGGAGGGAGAGAUGUAGUUUAUGGGAGAGUGAGAGAUUUGGUUACACUCUAACUCUGAGAGAGAGAGAGAGAGAGAUGUCCUAGCACCUUGAGCAGCUUGAGCACUGUGAUUGGUUUAUCCUGUAAAGCCCAGCCCCAUUCCCAGUCUCCUGAGUCACUAUACAGCACAGGCUGAGAUUGGUUCUGUGUCUGAAUGAGAAAGGACCUAACAAAAGCGAGUUACCUGUGAGCUGCAGAAGUUAUCAUGCUGCUGCAUAUGUUCCUUAUCCUUCAUCUUCAGGUGCUCGUCAUGGCAUCUUCAUCCUCCUCUGAGGAAGAUGGGAGCAGCGAGAGGGAUGACGAACACAGUAAAGGUUCUUCUCAUCAGCACCAGUGGGGUUACCAUGAUCAGGACACAUGGUCAUCUGCAUUUGAACACUGCAGUGGAAAGUCUCAGUCUCCAAUCGACAUAGGCACUCAUAAGGUUUUCUAUGACCCCAGACUUCCUCCGAUUAAACUGGAGGGAUACGAUCUCACCGGCUCACCCGCUCUAACACUCAUCAACAAUGGACACACGUUACAACUGAGCCUGCCGAGCAGCAUGCGUAUCAUGAGGGGAUUCGAUCAUGUUUAUGUCGCAGCCCAGCUUCACUUUCACUGGGGAACUACAGAAGUCCCUGGUUCAGAGCACACCAUAGAUAACGUACAUUUCCCUGCCGAGAUCCACGUGGUUCAUUAUAACUCCAAAUACGCAAAUCUCACUGAGGCUGCUAGUAAAGCUGAUGGAUUGGCAGUGUUAGGAGGAUUCAUUGGUAUUGGCCUGCAUGAAAAUGACAACUAUGAAAAGAUCUUGUCUGCUUUAACAGACAUCAGCAUAGAGGAGUCAAACACUGAGAUUCCUGGUUUUAAUGUGCGCCAUCUUCUGCCAAACAGCCUGGAGAGGUUUUAUAGGUACAAUGGGUCCCUGACGACCCCUCCAUGUUUUCAGACGGUCAGCUGGACACUGUUCAAUGACUCGAUCAGAGUGUCAAGAAGACAGCUAGCGGCAUUGGAGGACACGUUAAAAACCGAACACAACAAGCUUCUGUCCAAAAAUUUCAGAGCACCACAACUUCUGCAUGGGAGAAAAGUGCUGGCAUCUUUCCACACAGUAUCUUCUAUGGGAAAACCCAGAGAAGCUCUCCAGCCUGAAACACAAGACAGCAAUGUAAAGAAAACUAGUGGAGGCGAAUGGCACAUUCUGGCCAUUACGUUUGGCGUUCUCUUCGCCAUCACAUUUCUGGUGUUCUCCAUGUACACAUAUCAGCAGAAGAAAAAGUACUCAAAGUUUAAAAAAGACUCCAAGCAAAAUGUUAUUUAUAAACCAGCUUCCAUAGCAAAAGACAUAGAUCAAACCUCUGUUACUAUAACGUGAGCCACAUUUAUACUGAAACUUUUUGGUCUUGCUUGUUUGUUGAGGAAAGAGUCUUGAAAGUGAGAUUUUGGAAUGAAUUUCCCAAGCAAAAUAUGGUUUGCAAAUUAGCAGAAGCAAUUGUCUGUGAUUAAUCUUUAAGGUGUUUAAAAUUAUGUUGUAUAGUUGUAGGUAUGUUGUAUGUCACUAUGUGUCAGGAUAUUUUUAUAAACACUUAAAAUAAAGGUUCUAAAAGGUUUUCGCAGUGAUGCCAAAGAAGAACCAUUUUCGGUUCCCCAAA